This is a messenger RNA of Haliaeetus leucocephalus (bald eagle), 898 nucleotides long. It is a transcript of the gene GINS1, whose product is annotated as GINS complex subunit 1 (Psf1 homolog). NCBI's taxonomy places the organism in Eukaryota, Metazoa, Chordata, Aves, Accipitriformes, Accipitridae. The coding region runs from base 25 to 747 and encodes 240 amino acids. The record is from RefSeq and is a predicted model, not a curated record. The transcript has 5 exons. Gene Ontology annotation, cellular component: GINS complex. Gene Ontology annotation, biological process: DNA strand elongation involved in mitotic DNA replication; DNA replication.
GGGCUGCGGCAGGCACUGGAGGAGAUGCGGGCGCUCUACGAGCGGAAUCAGGCGGACGUGUCCGAAGCGAAGUCGGGACGGACCGACCUGAUUUUCCUCAUCCGGUUUCGCCACUGCUGCCUGCUCCGAAACCAGCGCUGCGUCCUGGCCUACCUGUACGACCGGUUGCUGCGGAUCCGAGCACUAAGGUGGGAGUAUGGCAGCGUCCUGCCAAACACCAUCCAGUUUCACAUGUCAGCUGAGGAAGUGGAGUGGUUCAAUCGGUACAAAAAGUCUCUGGCUACCUACAUGAGGUCAGUAGGAGGAGAGGAGGGGCUGGACCUUACACAGGACAUAAAACCUCCUAAAAGCCUGUACAUCGAAGUGCGGUGUUUAAGAGACUAUGGAGAAUUUGAGAUCGAUGAUGGUACCACCGUCCUGUUGAAGAAGAAUAGCCAGGUACCCAUGACAGGAGAGUGUGGUCCAUUCUCUUCCUUCCCUUUCACUCUCUUGACAUCCCCUGCUUAUCCCAGCUUCGCAGCAUGUCACAGUUCCUGCACAUGUGGCUCCUUGCACAUGCUGCAAGCUGUCUGCGUGGCCCAGGACUGCGGUUCAGCUCUGCCUGAUCUGGUACCACAAUGCAGCAGGCAUACAGCACCACAGAGCUGGUUGUGUGCAGCAACAAAUCCAGUCUGCCUGGGUUUGAAGGAAGGUUUGUCUGUGUUUCUGUGCAGCACUUUUUACCCCGCUGGAAAUGCGAGCAGUUAAUCAGACAAGGAGUCCUCGAGCACAUUCUGUCUUAAGCGUGCAGGACAGGAGGGACAACCCUUGCUUGGUGGCCUGUCCACAACACGGAAUGAACUCUGGUGCGUGCAGGACUUCAGACAGCUCAGCAUUUCUGCAGUGCCACUCCUCUCAA